GUGUGUGUGUGUGUGUGUGUGUGUGUGUGCUGAGAGAAGGUGAAAGAAAAAGGUCGUCCUUCACCGCUAUUUCUGUAUCAUAAAUAUUUUUGCUAAGCCAGUUUAGUAUUAAUCAGCCGUUUCCGCCAUUACUCAUGAACAACUGGGGAGAUACAAAUGGAUGCGUUUUCGGAGAUCUCAUGCGGAUCACCACGACUGGAGCAUCUCCACAAACAGCCUCCCAGGACAGAUACACCAUAAGUGGUGUGGAAGCCUCGCAUAAAAUGGCUGAGGUUGAUCUGGAGAGGAUGAACCAGUACAAGACCAUUAUCAUGAAAGUUGCCAGCGCUAAAAGGAUGGACCCAGCUGUGAUUGCGGGCAUCAUAUCCAGAGAGACGAGGGCUGGAUCGUGUGGAUCGGGGCUUGUUGAUGGCUGGGGAGAUCAAGGCAAUGCCUUUGGGCUUAUGCAGGUUGACAAACGUUACCACUGUCCAGUAGGGACCUGGAACAGUGAGGAGCACAUCAUCCAAGCUACUGAUAUUUUAAUCACUUUUAUAAAUGCUAUUCAACAAAAAUUCCCAAAUUGGUCCAGGGAGGAUCAAUUUAAAGGAGGAAUCGCAGCCUACAACGCUGGCCCAGGAAACGUUUGCUCUCAUGAGGGCAUGGACAUGAAGACCACAGGGAAGGACUAUGCGAAUGAUGUAGUGGCUAGAGCACAGUGGUUCAAACGCAAUGGCUACUGAGCAGUUUAUCUCAUGAUGCACUGUGUAACUCAUAUAGUACUUACUGUAGAAUGAUAGAAUGAUCAUGUGGAUGCAUUUCUUCCUAAGGAUCAAACACAGUAAUAAAAAUAAUAGUAUUAUAAAAUAUAUUUGGCAGUAACAAUAUACAGCAUGUUCAUUAAAUAAACUGUGUAUUUAUAGUAGUAACAACAGUCAGUGUACCAGUAGAAUGUGUCCACGUUUCACUUUAAAUAAAGGCAUCACUGCAAAUCAAUAAAAA
Hemibagrus wyckioides is the source of this 981-nucleotide messenger RNA. Its product is annotated as lysozyme g-like. The transcript has 5 exons. Gene Ontology annotation, cellular component: extracellular region. NCBI's taxonomy places the organism in Eukaryota, Metazoa, Chordata, Actinopteri, Siluriformes, Bagridae. Gene Ontology annotation, biological process: defense response to Gram-positive bacterium; peptidoglycan catabolic process. The coding region runs from base 135 to 722 and encodes 195 amino acids. Gene Ontology annotation, molecular function: lysozyme activity. The record is from RefSeq and is a predicted model, not a curated record.